CACUACCCACCAUCUUUCUGGACGCGAUCGGGACACCACGCGUUGGCGGUUGGUCUCAGUCAGCGGCAGUUCGAAUUGAUUCGGGUUCAAGGUUUAUUUCUUGAUAUCCGUGCACACUUCACUCCAUCACCAUAUCCAUCCAUCCAUCCAUCCAUCCAGCACCAUGGAGGAAGAAUGGGAGCCACCAGUGCCGGCCGGGUAUAACGACGCCAACCGUGCCUUCAUCCAAGCCUUCAUGGCACGAGGCACCCUGACCUUUCCCGAAGGACAGAAGCUCGUUGCCGCGAUUCUCUCAGCUACCGAGGGCGAGACCGUGGACCCGCAGUCCAUCACCCAGGACACAUUCGCCGGCUUUGUUCGCACCGCCCGCGAGGCUGUGGAGCCUCUUGACUACGACAUCCGCAGCUCUCGGGACCAGCUUCGAAAUGGAGAGCGCAUCUGGGCCUUCAUCAACGCCCACAGCGACCCUGCCACCCAGAUGGCCACCACCCGCUCUCCCGAGGAGGUAGCCUACAUUAAGCGUUUGAUGGACCUCCUGUUCGACGAGUACAACACCGUACGAAUGGAGGUGAUGGCCGUCGACGAGGGACAAGCCCUCAAAGCCUCUCGUCCCAGCAAGCGGCGAGAGAGUCAGCAUGUGAACGGCGAAGACGAGGAAGGCCAGCCAUCCACCACCGCAUCCGACCGUGGUCUCAAGCAUUCCGAGGUUCUGUCCCUCCUCUCCAGCCUCGUGGCCGAAGGCUGGCUGGAGAAGAGCCGUGCCGGGUUUUACAGCCUCAGCCCGCGCGCGCUGAUUGAGAUGUGGAGCUGGCUGGUUGCCACUUACAACGACGAUUCGGACUCGGCUAGGGACUGGCAGCGCAUCAAGUUCUGUGAGUCGUGUAAGGAGAUCGUCACGUACGGCCAGCGCUGUUCGGAGAGGGACUGCACCGUUCGGCUGCACGACAUUUGCGAGGACCGCUACUGGCGCACGAGGAGGGGGGAGAAGAAGUGCCCCAAGUGCGAGACCGAGUGGACCGGAAACCACUUUGUCGGCGAGCGGGCUAUUACCUCACGCCAGGCUUACCAGAGGGGCAGAGGCGGCCGGGCUAAUGGCAAUGGCAGUGGCAGACGGAGCGAUUUGGAAGAGGCAGUUGCCGCUCAGCAAGAGGCUGCUGAUGAUGACGAUGAGGACAUGGCGGAGGCUUGAAAAAAUGUCCUAUUGCAUGGUUGACUCAGCAGUGGUCCAGCGGUGUUCCCAUAACACUAGUCUUUUUUUUUUUCACAAAACUCCCGACGUCAAUUCAGCACAGACAAACGUUCGUCAACUGGCGACAAUAGUUGGGUUUGUAUUACGAAAUACCCAGGGUAUCUGAGAUGGAGUAUCACGACACUCCAAGGGCACAGCGCCCCAGCUUCGCGAAACACAUGAAAGUUUUGAACAUGUACAAGCCUUCUUGGAAGACGGAAGACGCUUCGAUUUUUGUUAGACUACAUACAGCGCCAUCACUCACCUUACCCUUUUAGCGCCAAAAGGCCGGCGAUCAUGUUACCCCUGACCGUGCUCGGCCCAGCCAGCCACCCGCCCCUCCGUCUCGCAAUCUCCGCCGAUCAACCCUUGGCCCCGUACACUAACACUACUGUCGG
This is a messenger RNA of Neurospora hispaniola, 1626 nucleotides long. RefSeq names its product Nse1 non-SMC component of SMC5-6 complex-domain-containing protein. Gene Ontology annotation, molecular function: ubiquitin-protein transferase activity. The record is from RefSeq and is a predicted model, not a curated record. Gene Ontology annotation, cellular component: nucleus; Smc5-Smc6 complex. Gene Ontology annotation, biological process: double-strand break repair via homologous recombination. The transcript has a single exon. Lineage: Eukaryota; Fungi; Ascomycota; Sordariomycetes; Sordariales; Sordariaceae. Bases 164 to 1189 code for a protein of 341 amino acids.